GCAUAGGUGAGCAAAUUGCGGGAGACUCUGAGGCAAAUGGAGAACAUGGACAGUAUGAACGGACAUCGGUGGUCACAAGAUCGUUAUGCCAUGGAUGAUCCUCGCAGGAAGUUAAACACAGAUGGGGAAAGGGAGGAAGGCGGAUGCUUUGAGGCCCAUCUGGCCAUGGGGAUGUCAUCGUCUCCUUCUAACAUUGACAGCAGGCUGCAAGCGGCGUCAUACCCCGACAGCUAUGGGACAGUCCCUGCUUGGAAUCACGAUCCAAUGGGUUAUGGUCGCCUGCCGUCUGUGAACUUUGGCCCGCCUCCACCCUCCCUCUUGUCAUCGAUAGUUGCGGGUUUGGCGCAAGGGGUGGAUCCGUUGCAAGGCAACUUUCCUGUCAUGUCAGGGCAGGUGCCGUAUCUUCAUCACCGCUUCCAGGACGCAGGCAAGGCAUCAUCGCACGCAGCGACGUACAUGGCUCCCGACACAAGCCGUUGUAUGGCUUCAGACCUCCACCAGAUCCAUCUCGUCCGGCAAGGCACUCCCCUUCCCGAUGAAUCGGCGAUGAUGCUACAUCCCCUGCGAUGUCUGCUCUUCCAAGUAGCGGAAAGUCGAGUAGAGGACGGAAGACAAAUCCCGGCAAACAAGUAUCGUCCGAUUCGGUGGCUGGUGAGCCUGGAGGAGAGUGAUGACAACACGGAAGGAGGGAAGCAGCAGAAGAGGAAUUGGUCUUCGGAAGAGCAGGUGGCCCUCGUGAGGUAUACGAGAGAGGACGACGCGAUGAUGGUCGCCUCCCCGCCGAGACAAAAACAUCAGCGGCGGUCGCUGAGGAACACCUGGGUGGUGAGGCGCAUGAAGGUCGACGAGUAUCACAGAUCGGCGGAAGACGUGCAAAAGAAAUGGGCUGAUCUGCAUAACAAGUACAGGCUACAGGGAGAUCAAGGACAAGUGCGGUGGGUCUGGGAAACCGGCAUUCUGGGACAGGUUGCAAGAGGAGAAGAAGAAGGAAGGAUUGACAUUCCUUUUCGAAGAGGAGUUGCGGGUGAGAUGGCAUGGGUAGAGGGGAAGAGGUCGACCAUGUACGACCAUACGAUGACUUUGUGGGGUCCAACAAGGGAGCCUUGGGCAGCGCACCGACAGAAGAUUCGGAAAGCGGCAAGAAGUCUCGCCGAACAGAGAAGGGGAAGGCUUCUGGGGACGAAGGCUGCGGUCAAAACUCUCAGAUGGGGUUCUCUAUGGAGGAGUCCACACACACUCUGUGUAACGGUAUCGGGAAUGCAGAGAGGACUCUCGCACGGGCUAGUAUAGAUGGUGCACAACAAGUGGUCACUCAAAUCGGAGUGGUGGCUAG
Molecule: messenger RNA, 1333 nt
Organism: Chara braunii
Lineage: Eukaryota; Viridiplantae; Streptophyta; Charophyceae; Charales; Characeae
Source: the annotation of a GenBank genome assembly